Tetranychus urticae (two-spotted spider mite) is the source of this 888-nucleotide messenger RNA. It is a transcript of the gene mRpL17, whose product is annotated as mitochondrial ribosomal protein L17. Gene Ontology annotation, cellular component: ribosome; mitochondrial large ribosomal subunit. Gene Ontology annotation, biological process: translation. The record is from RefSeq and is a predicted model, not a curated record. NCBI's taxonomy places the organism in Eukaryota, Metazoa, Arthropoda, Arachnida, Trombidiformes, Tetranychidae. Gene Ontology annotation, molecular function: structural constituent of ribosome.
GGAUCCAGUUUAAAAAUCACAACACAUGUUUAUUUCAUAGAUUAACACAAUAAUAACAAUUUACUUCUGAUAAUCACCUCGUUUUUCAAUUCUUCUAUCAAAUUAGUUAAUUAAUAAAAAUGGUGCGUCAUUACAAUAAUGCUUUACCUCGUCCAUCGACCGCCAACAAAAAAUUGAUUCCUAUUUUACCUCCAGAAGUUAAAGUUAAACGAGGACCAAUAAGUCUCAACAAAGUUUGGUAUCGUGGUUCAUCUGGUCGUUUAAUAGUUAUUGGACAGCAUAUAACUCAAUUAUUUAAAUUUGAGAGGAUUACUCUAGACUAUCAUCAUGCUCUAGAAGUUCAAGGAUAUACAGAACGAUUGAUUACUGAAGCCAUGAGGAAUGGAGAUCGACAUAUACCUACCAUGGAGUUGGCAGAUUUUUAUAUACAUGAAAAACAAUUGGUUCAUAAGUUGUUCAAAGUCUUAGUUCCUAGAUAUAUUGAUUAUACUGACUCUUUUACAAAACUUUGGCGUCUGUCUCCUGCUUUAAGUAGGGAAGACAUUAUUACAGGCAAAGUCAGGCAUGCUGAUAAAGGCUGUCUUGAACUCAAAGGCAAUCCGCUUCCACCCAUUGAACCACCAAAAUAUAUAUCUCGGAAAAGUUAUCUUACAAAUGUCUUGUUGGAUGCAGCGAAAAAAGACUUUUAUGCAUCAAAGCAAUUCAGUGAUAAUCAAACUUCCAAGAAGAAAGUUGAAACAUCGUCUUGAACGUUAUAUAGCUGAUUUAGUCAUAGUUGAUGCUAAUCUAUAAAUGCUUUUGUUAAUUGUAAAAUCUACAGUACAUAGUGACCAUUCAUAGAAUGUCCGAUGGAGUUUCCAAUGAAAUAAACCAUUGUAUCAUCUUAAA